GCUUUCUUCCAAAACGAACGCCACUGACAUGGGUAGUGCAAAAAAUUAAUGUACGGGUGCAGUGAUUGAGUGAAGAAAAAUAGUGAAAACUGUUGCUAUUUCCGGUGAUUUUGUAAUAAAAUUUCACGAAUCAAUUCGCACUGAUUGAGUGAAUUGUUCCAGUGCAGUGUGCAGAAGAAAAAGCUCAGUGGAGACACACAAUUCGUUGUGAUUUGAAACCAGAAGAAACAAUGGCAGUAGCUCCAGUAAUCAUUCAAUCAGCUGCAAAGCACACAUCCACGCUAAUCUUUCUGCAUGGAUUGGGCGACACCGGCCAUGGGUGGGCCACUACUAUGGGCAUGAUUCGUACGCCGGACAUGAAGGUCAUCUGUCCGACGGCACCGACGAUUCCAGUGACCUUGAACGCUGGGUUCCGUAUGCCGUCGUGGUUCGAUUUGAAGACGCUGGACAUCGGAGGACCCGAGGACGAGGAAGGCAUCAAAAACGCAACAAAGAAUGUGCACGAGCUCAUUCGAAGCGAGAUUCAGGGAGGAAUUUCUGCUAACCGCAUAAUGCUGGGAGGUUUCUCGCAAGGCGGUGCUCUGGCUCUGUACGCGGCACUGACCUUUACGGAGCCAUUGGCUGGGGUUAUGGCUUUAUCCUGUUGGUUACCGAUGCAUAAGAAUUUCCCAGGUGCGCUCAAAUGCCCUAAUACAGUGCCGAUUCUGCAAUGCCACGGAGAUUGUGAUCCAGUGGUGCCAUACAAGUUUGGUCAAUUGUCGUCGAGUGUAUUGAAGACAUUCAUGAAGAGCUCGCAAUUCCAAUCGUAUAGGGGUCUGUCACAUUCGUCAAAUGAGGCCGAGUUAGAGGACAUGAAGAAAUUCAUCGAGAAAUACGUGCGACGUCAGUGAAUAGUCAAAUGGUUCGCUCACAUCCGUAAGUCGUGUGUAAAUUUUAAACUGUAAUUUAAAGCAGCGUAUUUUUCUAACUUAUUUCAAAAUAAUACUGAGCAAAAACUAAAAAAAAACAUCAAAUACUGCAACUACGAAGCAACUUAACUAGUUUAGUCAAACUGAGUCAAUCAGAGCGAUAUUUUUUCAAAAGAAAUGUAAUAAUCACUUAUUAGAGUCGACAACACUAAAGAUGACACCGGCACAUGUUAAUAAAAAAAGAUUGCAACCCCCAAAACAGAAUCACCCUAUAAAGUCGUUGUGAUUUUAUAAACCUCUUUGCGACAAUGGCAACUAUAAGCAAAUCAACAAAAGUAUUCCCAUCAAACAUUUAUGAAAUUAUCUAGAUAUAGAGUAUUCUUGCGCCAACAAAUGAUUAGUAGUGUUAAAACUCCUUCACUUUGUUUAAUCAAGUAAUUGUGUCAACCAAUUCGAAUGAAAAACACGCUCAUCGAACGGAUAAUUUCAAAGCAAUCCAUUUUUUUUCACUUCACUACCUCUACUUUACAUACGUAAAAUAGUUCAUUAGGUUGCCGGUUGUAAUCGGUUUAUAACUCUUUAAUUGCAACUUAAAUUUCAAUCGAAAUCACAAAGAAAAUGCAACUAAGGCGUACUAAUCCUAUUUACGGUACCUACAAGAUUACGACACAUUUUUACUUGGUUACCCAAAGCUAGCAUCCGUCGAUUCUAAUUAGCAAAAGCAAAUACUACCCAUCAGUAGAAAACCGUUUGAACACGUGUAAAUUGUGACCGUACUAAGAAUGGUACUAGUGAAUGGCAGUAGGGUGGACAAACCGAGCAGAUUGAAAUAUAUUUUAGUUUAACUAAAUGAGCAAAAACCGA
Aedes albopictus (Asian tiger mosquito) is the source of this 1772-nucleotide messenger RNA. RefSeq names its product acyl-protein thioesterase 2 (gene Apt1). Gene Ontology annotation, biological process: protein depalmitoylation. The coding region runs from base 231 to 890 and encodes 219 amino acids. The transcript has 6 exons. Gene Ontology annotation, cellular component: cytoplasm. Gene Ontology annotation, molecular function: carboxylic ester hydrolase activity; palmitoyl-(protein) hydrolase activity. The record is from RefSeq and is a predicted model, not a curated record. Lineage: Eukaryota; Metazoa; Arthropoda; Insecta; Diptera; Culicidae.